AUGGUUAAAAUUAAUGAAAUUGCUCGUACAUCCACAUUUGCUUGGAAUCUGGAUAAUUUACCUUUAUUAGCAACUGGUACUGUUGCAGGUGCUGUUGAUAUAAAUUUUAGUUCUUCUUCAACUUUAGAAAUAUGGGAUACAUUCUCCCCAACAAAUAAUAAAGAACCAAUUUUCACUGCUCCUGUUGAAAAUAGAUUUUAUGCAAUUGCAUGGUCAAAACCAUUUGAAAAUUAUUCAAAAGGUUUAAUUGUUGGUGCUUUUGAAAAUGGUAUUGUUGAAUUUUGGGACGCUGAAAAAUUAAUUAAGUCAAAAAACUUAGAGGAUUCUUCAAUUCAUAAAUCAAAUAAACAUACUGGUGCUGUUAAAUCUUUACAAUUCAAUCCAAUUCAAAACCAUGUCUUGGUUACGGGCGGGUCAAAUGGUCAAAUUUUUAUUUGGGAUUGUAAAUCUUUUAAUGAUCCUUUUAAUCCUGGCCAGGCAAUGACUCCAAUGGAUGAAAUUACUUCUGUUUCUUGGAAUAAUUCUGUUUCUCAUAUUUUAGCAAGUACUGGUAAUGGUGGUUAUACUUCAGUAUGGGAUUUAAAAGCUAAAAGAGAAGUUUUGCAUUUAUCAUAUACUUCAUCAAAUGGUAAUAGAGCCAAUUUCUCGUAUGUUGCGUGGCAUCCAACUAAAUCAACUAAAUUAAUUACUGCAAGUGAUAAUGAUUCCUGUCCUGUUAUUUUAACAUGGGAUUUAAGAAAUUCAAAUGCUCCUGAACAAAUUUUAAAUGGUCAUAAAAAAGGGGUUUUAUCAUUAGAUUGGUGUAAACAAGACUCAAAUUUAUUAUUAUCAAGUGGUAAAGAUAAUUCAACUUUAUUAUGGAAUCCAAUUGAAGGUGUGAAAUUAGGUGAAUAUCCAACCACGGCAAAUUGGGCUUUUGAAACUAAAUUUGCUCCAAGUGUACCUGAUAUUUUUGCGACUGCUUCAUUUGAUGGUAAAAUUGUAAUCCAAACUUUACAAGAUACUUCACCUCCAGCAACUAAUAAAGUAUCUGCUUCAAAUGAUGAUAAUGAAUUUUGGAGUGAAUUAUCUACAACUGAUACUCAACAACCACAAUUUGAAGUCAAACAAGCUCCACAAUGGUUGAAUAAUCCAGUAAGUGUAUCAUUUGGUUUUGGUUCAAAAUUGGUAACUGUUAAAAAGGAUUCAAAUGGUAAAUCAAUAAUCAAUAUAUCUAAAUUUGUUGCAAAAGGUCAAGAAGAAACAAACAAAUUAUUUGAAAGUUUGAAAAAUGAAAAUUAUUCAGAAAUUAUUGAUGAAAAAUUAAAAGGUAAAACUAUAAAUGAUAAUAAUAAAUCUGAUUGGGAAGUUUUAAAGAAAUUAUCAGAAAAUGGUAAAGAUUCAUUUUUCAAAACUGAAGAAAAAGUGGAAAAAAAUGGUAAAGAACCAAAAGAAGAAAAGAAAGAAGCUCAAGAAGCUCAAGAAGAUGGUGAAGAUUUCUUUGCUCAUUUAGGUAAUGGCGAAACCAAAACUAAAACAGAAGCUUUUGUUCCAUCUGGUAAUUUUAAGAUUUUCAGUAAAAGUGAAUCUGAAGAUAAUAAAAAAUUGAUAAGUUUAAUAUUAAAUAAUAAAAUUGAAGAAGCUGUAAAUACAUGUUUGGAUCAAAAGAAAUUAUUAGAAGCAUUAAUUUUAGCAUUAGAUGGUACCGAUGAAAUUAAACAACAAGUUAAAACUGCUUAUUUCAAAAAGAAUAAAGAAGAUAACUUAUCAAGAAUCUUAUAUAAUGUAUCAAGUAAAAAUGUCACUGAUUUAGUUGCUAAUGCAAAUGUUGAAAAUUGGAAAGAAAUUGCUCUUGGUAUUACUUCAUUUACUACUGAUUCGGAUGAAUAUAAUAAUAAAAUGACUGAAUUAGGUGAUAGAAUUUUACAAUCGGAUAAAAAAGGUAAAUCAAGAGAUGAUGCAAUUACUUGUUAUUUAGCAGGUGGUGCAUUGGAUAAAAUUGCAAAUGUUUGGUUAAAAGAAUUGCCAGAUUAUGAAGAAAAAUUAUUGAAAGAUGAUGAUUCAAUUACUUCAUUCUCAGAUGCUAGACUUCAAUCAUUAACUAAUUUUGUUGAAAAAAUUGCAACUUAUAGAUAUAUCACUAAAACUACAAGUGAAAUAUCUGGUCCUUCAGCUGAACCAAUUUCAAAAGCUAUCUUAGAAUUUGUUAAUUUAAUUGCUGGUGCUGGUGAAUUUGAUUUAGCAAAUAAAUUUUUACAAUUAAUACCAAGUGAAUUUGGAUCAAAUGAAAAGGAAAGAAUUUUGAAAGCGACCGGUGUUGAAAAAGCUCCAGUAAAUAAAACUGCACCUGCUGCUACUAAUGUUAAAGCAAAAUCUUCAAGAGCUCCUUCAUAUCAACCUGCAAAUAUUACUCAACCAUCAAUUCCAUCAAUUCAACAACAGCGAUUGAGAACAGCAUAUAAUCAACCAACUGUUACUCCACAACAACAAUAUCCCUCUUUCCAAGCACCUACACCGGGAAUUCAACCUUCAGCUCCAAAAACAAAUCCAUAUGCUAGAUCAAAUCCCUAUGCUCCAACCAAUAUUUAUAAAGCAGCAUCACCAAUAACUCAAAAUACAACAAUGAAUCAACCAUUAAGCAAUUCAAUUCCACCUCCACCACCAAGAAAAUUGUCAAAAUCUGAAACUGAAGGUUGGAAUGAUUUACCAGAUACUUUUAAACCGAAAGUUACUGCUCCACGUCGUGCUGCAGCUGCUGCAACUUCAUCACCAUCACCAGCUCCUCCAUUAUCUCAAUUUCCAAGUCAAACGAGUUUAAAUCAAGCUUAUGCUCCACCUCCAAAUAACCCAACAUCUACUGGACCUCCACCACCACCAACUAAAAGAUCAAUUUCAACAAAUCAAUUACCUCCACCACCAAAAUCGGGUAGUAGAUCACAAUCUAAAGCUAACGUUGCAUCAUCAUCAGUUACAUCAUCACCAAAAGUACCCCCAGCUGUAUCAAAUAGAUAUGCUCCACCACCAGGCUCUGAACAACAACCAUUACAACCGCCAACAUCAUCAUCAUCAUUUUCAGGACCUAUAAGUCAAUCACCACGUUCAAUCAAAAAGAAUCCUUAUGCACCAACACAUAUUGACACACCAUCAAAUAAAUUUACUGCUCCACCAACUCCUCAACAACUAAAUAGUGGUCCAGUUACACCAGCUGCACAAACAACUAAAAUUCCAAAAAAUCCAUAUGCUCCACCAGCAAAUAUUAAUCAACAGUCAAUAAAUCCAGCAGGAAUUGCUCCACCACCACCAAAAUUGGGUGCUGCACCACCACCUCAACAAUCAUUUGGUACAAUUAAUUCACAACCAAUUCAACCAGCAUUUAAUGGUGUUGCUCCACCACCUCCAAGACCAAUGACUUCUUCAUCAAAUGCAUCAAUUAAAAGUCAACCACCAGCACAACAAACUUCAGCAGCACCUCCACCACCUCCAGAAUCUACUAAACACCCAAAAGGUGAUAGAUCACAUAUUCCAGAAUCAUCAAAACCAAUUUAUGAAUCUUUAAAUAAAGUUUUAGAAGCUAUAAAACCAAGUAUUCCUGAAAAAUAUGCUAAACAUGGUGUUGAUAUGGAAAAUAGAUUAAACAUUUUAUUUGACAAUUUAAAUAAUGAAACUUUAUCAUCCGGUUUAAUUAAUGAUUUAAAAAAUCUUUCAUCAUCAUUAGAAAAUAAAGAUUUUACAACUUCAAGUGGAUUAAACGUUGAAAUUGCAACAAAUUACAGUGAUGAAUUAGGUCAAUGGCAUACAGGUUUGAAACGUCUUAUUACAAUGGCAGAAGCAAUGUAUUAA
Messenger RNA from Insectozyma verbasci, 3819 nucleotides. NCBI's taxonomy places the organism in Eukaryota, Fungi, Ascomycota, Pichiomycetes, Serinales, Debaryomycetaceae. The record is from the annotation of a GenBank genome assembly.